AUGAUUGAUCGAUUGCUUCGUCGAUUUCAAUCAAUUUCUGCGGAUAUCUUGUCAAUUCCGUGGUUCUCUUUCGGUUGUUCCACCGAUCAUUCUACAGCUUCUUCGAUGGUGAUUGCUCACAAGGUUCGGCGUUUCACUGGUAAAGCAAGUCUGUAUGCUUGGAACUCUUUAAUUCCUGAAGAUGUUUCUUCAGAUUCUGUCCAUCUACUGCGUUUAACUUGUAUCAAUGCGAUUGAUCUUGUGGCUGAUAUUGUGGAGUCGUAUUCAUCGUUUCCUGGUUUGGUUGGACUCAUUGUUCCACCGGGAGUGAUUCUUCCCUACGGUUCUCUAUCAAGACGACCAGAUGAUCCAUCUCCUCUGGUAUGUACGUAUUCUUUGAUCUUGCUCUUUACGAAAGUAGCUUCGAGUGCACCGUAUAUUGUUCAUGGUGUUGCUGCUUGGAGAUAUUUGGCAAGUAGCUACGUUUUUAGUGAAACGGACAGAAAAUUUUUUUAA
This is a messenger RNA of Arabis nemorensis, 495 nucleotides long. The record is from the annotation of a GenBank genome assembly. Lineage: Eukaryota; Viridiplantae; Streptophyta; Magnoliopsida; Brassicales; Brassicaceae.